AUCCCACUCCCGUUCCGUCGAGCCCAGUCUGAGUCUGUUUGACUCUGGGGCUCCACACAGGAAGCAAGGCUCAAAUAUAAAACUUCUGCUGGAUAAAGGAUAAAAGGAGCUCCGAAACAAAUUAAAAGGAUACUGCGAUCGGAAGAGCUGCAGGCAUGAGAAGCCAGACGGUGCUUCUGUCUGCGGCCCUGCUGGCCCUCUGCUGCCUGCUGACCCCCAGACAAGGGGAGAGCGCCGGGGGGAUUGUGUCCCUGUUGCAGCGUGAACAAGACGAGCAAGAAGGGGAUCUUCUUCAGGAUGAGCCUCAAAGUGAGGCAGGCCAAGUGGAGAGCAUCAACAUUGAGGCCACAGUGGAGGCAGGUAAUUUUGGCAGAGUGAAAAGAGCACCGCAGGAGGGCAAAAAGAAGAAAAAGGACAAGAAAAAGAACAAAGAGCCCAAGGACCCCAAAGCCACCAAGAAACCCAAAAGUGAGAAGAAAGGGAGGAAGAAGGACAGACAAACAACAACGACAACUACGACUCUUCCACCCACCACAACAGCGAUCCCAACCGAACCGCCCACAGAACCUGAGACUUACACCGACUACGUCUACCCUGAUAUUGACAAUGAAUACUGGAAGCCAGAGGAUGACUACUGGGAGGGUGAUCCCACUCCAUCCGGACCAGCGUCGGAGGUCACAGAUAUUCCAUACGACUACUGGAAGCCAGAGGAGGAAGAUUCAGUGGAUCCGGUGACAGAAGAUGAUUUCGACUGGGACCCAGUGAAGAAAGAGCCAUCACCCCCAGUGACGGACGCAGAAGAAGAAUACUGGAAGCCAGAAGAAAAAGACCCAUACACUCCGGUGACAGAAACAGAUGAGACGUAUUGGAAACCGGAAGAGAAAGACCCAUCGCCCCCAGUUACAGACAAUGAAGAAGAAGACUGGAAACUAGAGGAAAAAGACCCGUCACCUCCAGUGACGGACCCCGAAGAAGAAUACUGGAAACCCGACGAGACAGACCCAUACCCUCCAGUAACGGACAUCGAUGAAGACUACUGGAAACCUGACGGAACAUAUCCGUCGCCAACAGAGACCGAUGACUAUGAAAUCUACUGGAAAGAGGAAGACCCAACACCCGCUGGCCCGGCGGUUGAUAAGAAGACUGGGACAGACGACAGUGAUUACUGGGAUUCCACAUUUGCAGUGCCAGAGAAAGUUCCACUCCCAGAUGGUGAAGAAGUCAGCCCCGAGAUAAAAGUAGAAACUCUCCCAGAAGAGACGACAAAUACUCCACCCUUUGAGGACAAUUGGUACGAGGAAUACGACGAAUAUGGAAUGAGGAAAAAGGAAGAUGAAACUGAUGAUAAAUGGAUGGAGAAGGAAAGAGAGCGAGCGCAAAAAGAAAGGGAGAGGGAACAGAGAGAGAGAGCACAGAGACUGAAGGAGGCUGAGGAGCGAGCCAGGAACAGACCACGUGUCUACAAAGAACCAAAGAAAUGUCCUCCCCUGGGAAUGGAGUCCCAUCGGAUCGAGCCAGAUCAGCUUUCCGCCUCCUCGAUGUCUCAGUAUGAUUUUGCACCUCAGAGGGCACGCCUCAACAUGCAGGGCUCAGAUGAUGAAGAUAACCCUCGAGGCGGAGCAUGGUGCGCAAACUCAGAGGACAAAGUUCACUGGUUCGAAAUUGACGCUCGGAGUGAGACUGAGUUCACGGGAGUCAUAACUCAGGGUCGGAACUCGCAGAAUGAGAGUGACUUUGUGACGUCGUACUUCCUGGCUUUCAGCAAUGACAGCAGGGAGUGGACAACCAUCCAUGAUGGAUAUGCUGACUGGCUGUUUUUUGGAAAUAGUGAUACAGACACUCCAGUCUUGAACCAGCUGGCGGAGCCUGUAGUGGCCCGCUACAUCAGAAUAAUGCCUCAGAGCUGGAAUGGCACAUUGUGUAUGAGACUAGAGAUUCUGGGCUGCCCAUUGCCUGAUCCAGAUGUUGUCCAGUACAGGCAAAAUGAAGUGACUCCAGUAGAUUAUCUGAAGUUCAAGCAUCACAGCUACUCAGAAAUGGUUGCACUUAUGAAGUCAGUGAAUGAAGAGUGUCCCAAAAUCACCAACAUUUACAGCCUGGGCCGCAGCUCCAAGGGACUGGACAUCAUGGCCAUGGUGAUCUCUGGAAAUCCCACGGAACAUGAAAUAGGGGAGCCGGAGUUACGCUACACAGCGGGUCUCCACGGUAACGAGGCGGUGGGCCGGGAAAUGAUCCUGCUUCUCAUGCAGUACUUGUGCAAGGAAUACACAGACCGAAACCCUCGAGCGCAGCGGCUGGUGGACGGAAUUCGCAUCCACUUGGUGCCCUCACUCAACCCUGAUGGACAUGAAGAAGCCUUUCAAGCAGGCUCAGAGCUGAGCGGAUGGACCACCGGCCACUUUACCUAUGAUGGAUUUGACAUUUUCCAGAACUUUCCAGAUCUAAACAGCAUCCUGUGGGAUGCAGAAGAAAGAGGCAUGGUGCCCAAACUAUUCCCCAACCACCACGUUGCCAUACCUGACAACUACCUACAUAACAGCUCUAUUGCAGUUGAAACCAGGGCCAUCAUCUCUUGGAUGGAAAGCCACCCGUUUGUGUUGGGGGCAAACUUUCAGGGUGGUGAGUCAUUUGUGGCCUACCCAUUUGACAGUUUACAUGCCAACAAGCCCGCUGAGGACAGGCCCCACAGCCGCAAGAAGAGACAGUAUGAAGAAGAGAGUUUCGAUGUGUCCGAGUGGGGACACGGAUACCAGGAGCAACCGGAUCAAGACUGGAGAAAUCGAGGCUAUUCGGAGCAUGAGUGGAGAGGACAUGGCUAUGACCAGGGACACGGUUAUGACCACGGACACGGUCAAAGCUAUGAUCACGGCCAAGGUUACGACCACGGCCAAGGUUAUGACCACGGCCAAGGCUAUGAUCACGGCCAAGGGUAUGACCACGGCUACGAUCCCAGCUACCACCAGAGUUACGACCACAGGGAGGAGGAGGAUGACAGGGAGAGAAGUGGCGGCUACCAUUACGCUGAGCCUGAGGAAGACCUGCGAGAGAUCCCAGAUGAAUCCCUCUUUAGGUGGUUAGCCGUGUCCUAUGCGUCCACACAUCUGACCAUGACACAUAACUACCACGGGUCCUGCCACGGAGACGUCAACGCAGGGGCGCACGGAAUCAUCAAUCGAGCCAAAUGGAAGCCAAUCACCGGAAGCAUGAACGACUUUAGCUAUCUGCACACCAACUGCUUGGAGCUGUCCAUUUUCCUCGGCUGUGAUAAGUUCCCUCAUGAGAGUGAGCUACAGCGAGAGUGGGAGAAGAACCGAGAGGCCAUGCUCAUCUUCAUGGAGCAGGUUCAUCGUGGAAUUCGAGGCAUCGUGAAGGAUGAGCAGGGCAACCCGCUUGGAAACGCCACCGUGUCUGUCGAGGGGAUAAACCACGACAUCACCACAACUUCAACCGGAGACUACUGGCGGCUGCUAAACCCUGGCGAGUACCGAGUAACGGCCAAAGCCGAUGGCUUCGCCUCCGUGACCAAACUUUGUGUGGUGGGUUACCAGGCAGGAGCGACCACGUGCAGCUUCAACUUAGUCAAGUCCAACUGGGACCGCAUUAAAGCGAUUUUGGCUCUCCAUGGCAACAAGCCAAUUCGCUUGGUCAGCCAUGGCAACACGAUAGUGCAGCCCCCGGUUGUCAACAGCAAUGGCCGUGUGGUUAAUGCGAACGGUGGAACCUCACCAAACGUACAACAAAGCAAGGAACACUUGAGGAGACUCAAAAUCGCUCGUAUUCGCCGUCUCCGUCAGCAAAGGUUAUUGCGGUUGAAAUCAACGACGACAAUCACUACCCUGCCACCAACAACUACCCCAGUUGCCACCACGCCAGGGACCACCACGCCCUGGUAUGACUCAUGGCAAAUCGCGGAGGGACAAUCAUCAACGCCCGGUGACUUCACAGACUCAUUGCUGGACUUCAAUUACGAGUACAAGAUUGAUGACUAUUAAAGCAACCUCACUGCGCUGAUAGCUGUUAAGUUCUCCGAACUACAGUUCAACAAUCCAGAAAUGUUUCCCUCAAUCAAGCUGUACAGUUCAAUUUAGUAUGUUGUGCUUGAAUAUCAGUGAACGAAAUGCUGGAAAUAUGUCUGUGACGUCCAUAGUUUGACAUCACAGUAACACGUCAGUGUGGCAACAACUAUAAUCGUAGACUAGAAAAAAAAUGCUUUUGGAUUUCACAUGUAGAAGUGCCAAUUCAACAUAAUGUCGUGGCUCCCAAACACUACCAUACUGUAGCACACCACGUGGUAUGGAUAAUUUAUUUUUGGUACCCUUCACAAAUAUUUACAGAGGAAAUGCAACUGAACAGAAGUGACACAAACUGAACUGCUUGGUGGAAGCAGGGCUUUCAAGUAAACAAAGUUCAUGUAUGCAACUUUCAAUCUUCAAGAACUGUAUAUUGUAUCACACCUGGCAAUGAUUCGUCAUUGACAAUUAAUCAUCUUUUCUGUGUUUGUGCUGCAUCUUUCUGACACAAUAUCCAGUGUUUUUAUACAAUAAUUUUUUUAUUACAGAUGCACAUUAAAAACUUUUUUUU
Molecule: messenger RNA, 4581 nt
Organism: Hippocampus comes (tiger tail seahorse)
Lineage: Eukaryota; Metazoa; Chordata; Actinopteri; Syngnathiformes; Syngnathidae
Gene: aebp1b
Product: AE binding protein 1b
Exons: 22
Coding region: 156-3992 (1278 amino acids)
Biological process (GO): protein processing; regulation of DNA-templated transcription; peptide metabolic process
Molecular function (GO): DNA-binding transcription repressor activity, RNA polymerase II-specific; metallocarboxypeptidase activity; RNA polymerase II transcription regulatory region sequence-specific DNA binding
Source: RefSeq, a predicted model, not a curated record